AUGGUUGAGUUGGGCGAUGCUGGUGUACGUGUCAUGCUCGUGAACGAGCGCCGCGUUCUCAAGGGAUCGGAGGCUGUGAACGCCUACUGUUCAGUACCAUGUCCAUUUUUCUACCCGGCGUCACCGACCGUGUCAUAUGCAGCUUACCCUGGUGCUCAACCAAGGAGUCCAGUCAUCACCAGAAGAUCUGAUUUUUCCUACGAAAACAUAUACACUGAAAGCGAAGACGAUGCGAAAGAAUCUCCACCAGCCGUGAAACAGCGACAACCUGAACCAGAACCUAGAACGAAAUCAAAAGACGAAAAGACUGAAGAAGAAGUCAGAAGUCCAUCUCCAACCAGGAGGAAGUCAUCCCCAAAUCCGGAGACUCCACCAACACCGAACAGUGCCACGAAUUCCCCAAAUAGGAGAUUUUUCACCUCAUUAUUCUCAAUCCCCGGCGCUGUGAUGGACACUCUACUUAGUGGAGAAAUCGUAUUAUAA
Spodoptera exigua (beet armyworm) is the source of this 483-nucleotide messenger RNA. The record is from the annotation of a GenBank genome assembly. Lineage: Eukaryota; Metazoa; Arthropoda; Insecta; Lepidoptera; Noctuidae.